AUGGCAGAUAUAGCUGGACUUGUUCUUGGAGUAGCGGCGCUAUGGAAAACAAGUGUUGAAAUUUUUGACGUUAUUGAUUCUAGUAAAAAAUAUGGACUUGACUACGAAGUUCUUCGAGUGAAGCUAGAAGUUGAAAGGCUUCGUCUUCUAGCUUGGGGAGAGUCCGUGGGACUCAAUUCUGUCAACGGGAGAUGGACAAGCGUACACAUUCAGUUGCGACAGGAGUCCACCAGGAAGACCGUCCUCGAGUUGCUCGGCGCGAUUCAGCACUGUUUUGAGGAGUUGUCUCGGUUUCAGGAGAGAUAUGGGCUUCGGCCAGCGCCAGCAAAACACGACGAUACGGUGACUCUAGAUUCGCCAAACAAAUCUGGACACCCAUUUGAGUUCCUUUUUAAGAAGGCAUAUCAAAAUCUUCGGCUCACUGCCGAUGAGCGCCAGAUACGUGCAACGAUGAUUAAAAAGGCAACUUGGGCAAUCCAUGACAAGAAGAAGUUCCAGACGAUGGUGACAAUGAUCAAAGGAUUCAAUGACAGCCUGACAAGCCUGUUUCCAGGGGUUGAAUAUAAGACGAUAGCAUUUAUAAACAAGGAGAUAAAUCAAAUCAAUGAUGCUCCUCCGCUGAAGUUGCUGCGAGAAGCAACAACAGUUGACUAUGAGGAUAUCUCUGAGACAGCAAGCAUUCGGUUGGAUACUCUGGAAACAAAUUCUUUGGCAGGGGAGACUAUCAAAGGACAUCGAGACGUUAUUAAAGACCGUAAUCGAGGGGGGCUAAUUAUAACAAUGAUGUCUGGUUCUCAUUUUGGCGAUAUCUUUACAUUGGUUUUCUGGAGCGGUACAAGGUAUAGCUAUAGAGAUGCUGAAUCAAAGAGCUUUGCGAAAAGCAUCCACCCUUCCUUCGAUUUAUAUCGAAGUAAGCGAUUUAUUAUGAAGAGAGGCUCUGAUCCAGACAACUAUGGUACUCAGGAGGACUACGUUCAAUUUGAUGUUGAAGGCGACCCUAGAUAUGAGCAUGCCUCUCCUGGCACGGUUACAGUUGAUGGUCUAGCCUUGGAAGCUCAAGAUUACGAAGGAAAAAGCUAUGAAUCUAGUGAAGAAGCCGGUGCCACCCAUUCGCGGAACGUAUGCCUAGUACCGUCCUGGAAGCUCAUGGAUCAUAUCUUGCAUUUACAAGGUGCUACCCCAAAUUUAAAUGAGCCUGCUAAGUUUGAGAUGGGAGUUGAAGAGCUUUUUGAUAACUCAGAAUAUUCCAAAGAGGAACUCGACGACCCUAUCAGGACCAUAUUAUACCUAUAUACCCAUUUAAAUGAUACCAAAUCUCUUACGGACUUCACCUUGCACUCGGGAGUUUUCCAGAUAGGCAUUCCUUUAAAGGAUUUCCUUUACCAAAUUGUUCUUACGAACAAGCUUGCGAAGGAAUUGAGUAAUAACUCAAGUGCGCCGGUAAGCGGAUUAACUCCCCGUGUACUAGCUUCUCUCAUUGUCCAGGAUCAAUGGCUCGCCAACGUACACCUGUUCAGGGGUCCAUGUUCUGGUAGUAGAGAGGCCGCAAAUUCACGGCCUGGAGAAGAAUAUGGAUCGGAGAUAUCCUCUACCACUCUAGUGGGGGAUGAGCAUUACGCAGAGGUUAAAACAGCUUCUUCUAUAUUCGCGGGAACUAUACCUAUACCUAGCCAUGGACUAAUCAACAGUGGUUUAUCCCAUUCCAGUAACUACGAUAUUAAACAAGAGUAUUUUCACGCUGACUCUAAGGUCAUUGACCAGCAGUUGAGUGGCCUCCUUGCGUUUGCAGAACAUCUGGAAUGGGAGUACCUGGACGAAACUAAGGAAUUUGCGGAGCAAGCUUCCUGGGGCUAUAAGAGCUUCUUCCGAGUAUCAGGUCUUGUCACUGAUUGGUCUUAUGGCCUCACACUCCCUGGAAAAUGGAUGUCCUUCAAGAUCAUGGCUACUCUAAUUUAUUCUUCUCCAUCUACCCGUCAACUUGGUCCUGCUCAAGAUUAUGAUGACGGGGUAUCACUACCUACUAAAUCAUAUUUCCGACUUCGGACCGUGAUGGGAAGAGUUCUUGGCUGCCACCCAGAUUGCAAGUCUGUCUGCGGCUGGAUAGGUCCUUGCCCGCCUAUUAAUUUUAUAUUGUCACGGCCAGCUUCAGCAAGUGUGGAGCCCAAGUAUAUCCGUGUCAAAGCCGAAAAGGUGCCUCCAUUGCGAUAUCCGCCCCGGACAUCUGGGCAUGCAAUAGACCAAACAUACUACCACUACCAGUUCAAAUCUAUGGGGCAACAGGCAGAUGAAGUGACCUCCGAGUACAUCAAGUCCAUCCAUGAUCCAAACCAAUGGAUAGCACCUCAGCCUCCUCUCCAACAGUCCUCAGUGAUUUGCAUGAAAUCUAUAAACCUUGAGCCUUUGCACCCAGAAGAUAUGGGGCAAGGGAUUGUUGAACACACGGGGUACUGUAAAAACCUUGAAUAUCAAGCGAGCAUAACCUUUGAGACAGACGACAGCUUGUUGACUUACACGCUCCUAACAAAUCCCAUAUUUAUCUCCCUUCCGGCAUGCAAACUAGUGCCACAUGGAGAGCAACAUCAAGUCCAUUUUAGGGAGCUACAUCGGUUCUCUCGACAACAUGUUUAUAAUGUGACGAGAUUGAAGGGGUACACAAGCACCUUCUCUGAAGACGAUGCUAAGAACGUAAUGGUCAUCAAUGCAACAGGUACCGGAGAUGCUGAAAUGCUUGCGAGAGCAUGGUGUGCGGAGAGAGGAAAGAAUGCAGUUAUUAGGAGGCCUGGAGGCCCUUGUUAUACUUGCGCUGUGCGGGCAGCGAGUAAGGGGGCCCUGGGAACGGGGGUCUUAAUAUGGGUUUCUUAA
Messenger RNA from Nannizzia gypsea CBS 118893, 2862 nucleotides. RefSeq lists its product as hypothetical. The coding region runs from base 1 to 2862 and encodes 953 amino acids. Lineage: Eukaryota; Fungi; Ascomycota; Eurotiomycetes; Onygenales; Arthrodermataceae. The transcript has 3 exons. The record is from RefSeq and is a predicted model, not a curated record.